This is a messenger RNA of Exophiala spinifera, 675 nucleotides long. RefSeq lists its product as uncharacterized. The transcript has 4 exons. The record is from RefSeq and is a predicted model, not a curated record. Bases 1 to 675 code for a protein of 224 amino acids. Lineage: Eukaryota; Fungi; Ascomycota; Eurotiomycetes; Chaetothyriales; Herpotrichiellaceae.
AUGGGCCGGAGUGCGUCCGAGAUUAUUCAAGAGCUUCAAGCUUUUGGAUCAUGUGAUGUUGCUGAUGGUCUGUCCAAAAUCAAACAUCCGUAUGGCGGGUACCUCGAAGGUUUGGUGAUGUACUCGCCCAAACUACAGGAGGGAGACACCAAAAUUAUUGGACAAGCAUUUACCGUCAAGUUUGUGCCAAAGUCGGACAAGCAGGCGCCUUCAAUAUCAGGACAUUAUAUUGACAAGGUGCCAGCAAAUCAGGUCCUAUUCAUGUCACAGCCGGAGCCACACUUGAACGCCGUCUUUGGCGGCCUCAUGGGCUUGCGUGCUCAAGCACUGGGAGCUGCUGGAGUCGUCGUAGACGGCAUGAUCCGAGACUUAGGAGAACAUAGAGCACUAGGCAUGCCGGUAUUUGGCCGAGCAGUCGGCACGACGGCCGCGAAUGAAGUGUGCCGGGUAUCUGAAGUAAAUGUCCCUGUCAAGCUCAAUACAAGCAAGCAAGAUGUCACGAUUUCGCCGGGUGAUUUCAUUGUCGCAGACUUGAACGGCAUCGUUUGCUUGCCACGGGAGCUGGCGGAUGCGGUAUUGGAUGUCAUCCCUGGGAAAGUAGCAACCGACAACAAAUGUGCAGAUGGCAUCCGUAAUGGUCGAUCGGUAGAGGAUGUGUUUAAAGAAUUCAGAUGA